Molecule: messenger RNA, 1074 nt
Organism: Lachnellula hyalina
Lineage: Eukaryota; Fungi; Ascomycota; Leotiomycetes; Helotiales; Lachnaceae
Product: D-amino-acid oxidase
Exons: 4
Coding region: 1-1074 (357 amino acids)
Molecular function (GO): FAD binding; D-amino-acid oxidase activity
Source: RefSeq, a predicted model, not a curated record
AUGCCAAAUGUCGUAGUAGUUGGUGCUGGGGUUUCCGGUCUCACAACCGCCCUUCUCCUGUCCAAAAAACCCGGGUAUAAUGUAACAAUUGUUGCAAAGCACAUGCCAGGUGAUUAUGAUAUCGAAUACACAUCCCCAUGGGCCGGCGCCAACUUCCUUCCGAUGUCUGAUAAAGCCUCCUGCAAGUGGGAGAAGAACACUUGGCCGGAGCUUGCUCGUCUUGCUAAAGAUGUUCCGGAGGCUGGCAUACAUUUUCAGGACACACUCGUCCUCAACCGACUCAAGGAUGCCACCACCGCAACGGGCCAAUGGCUCUCCGAACUAACCUCCCCAGACCCGUGGUUCAAAAACACCCUCCCCGACUUCCGCAUCAUCCCUACCUCGGCCCUCCCACCCACCGCAGACUCCGCAACAGCCUUCACAUCCGUCUGCAUAAACACCGCGCUCUACCUCCCCUACCUCACCUCCCAAUGCCUGCGCAACGGUUGCACCGUAUCGCGAUCCAUCCUCGCGCACAUCGCCGACGCCUCGCUCCUCCAUUCCUCGGGCAAGAAAGCCGAUGUAGUGGUAAACUGCACCGGUCUCUCAGCCUCCAAGCUCGGUGGCGUAAUGGAUAAAUCCGUCAUUCCUGCACGCGGCCAGAUCGUCGUCGUUCGCAAUGAAGCGCCGCAUAUGUUGACGAUAUCUGGGACUGAUGAUGGGGACGAGGAGGUCUGUUAUAUCAUGCAGCGUGCGGCCGGGGGAGGCACUAUUCUGGGUGGCACGUAUCAGAAGGGGAAUUGGGAGAGUCAACCUGAUCCGAGUACGGCGUUGAGGAUCAUGAAGAGGGCUGUGGAGUUGUGUCCGGAGCUGACGGGAGGGAAGGGCGUGGAGGCUUUGAGUGUAGUGAGACAUGGAGUCGGGUUGAGGCCGUAUAGAGAAGAGGGGGUGAGGGUCGAGAAGGAAAUGGUAGGCGGCGUUUGGGUGGUGCAUAAUUAUGGACAUGGUGGUUCGGGGUAUCAGGCUUCGUAUGGGACUGCGGAGGGGGCGGUUGAGUUGGUUGAUGAGGUUGUGGGUGUCAAGGCCAAGUUGUGA